CCCUUCCCUACUAUCAUGGACAUAAUCCAAUUGCCAAUUACUAUCAUGGCUUCCAAGGGACCUGUCUGUCUCAGUUAUGUAUUUCUCAAGCCCGAAGAAGCAACUUUCAUCGAGCUCAUUCGCCUCCUCUUUUCCUCUGACAUAGAAAAGAGAAAAUUCAUCACCUCCUCGGCAGUAAAAAAACUUGACUUCAAACGGAGGUUGAUAAUCUUCCUCUCUGCGGUGAUUCAAUGCAUCCUCCUUCUCUUAAGAAAACCCAUGGCUUGGCUUGGGGGUGUUCUGGAGAAGUGGCUAAAUCUUGUAUCAAGCAACGGUGGAUUGCUCUUGCUCAUCCUAAACUGGCUAAAAGGAAAGGUGGUGAUACCAGAAUCAUCAUCAACCAGAUCCGUGCUUGGAUUUCUUGACACACGAAUUGAAUUAGACGACAACAUCAAACCUGACGACACAAGAUAUAACGGGUCGCUGUCCAUGAUGGCAGCCAAAUUGUCGUACGAGAAUGAAGAAUUCAUUGAAAAAGUUGUCAGUGAAUACUGGAAGAUGAAACUCGUGGCGUUCCACAAAUUUUGGAAUGGUUACGAGAAACAAGAAUCAACCCAAGCCUUCGUGUUCCAAGACACAACAUCUGACCCCAACUUGGUUUGGGUCGCAUUUAGAGGCACUGAACCAUUCAGCGCCGACGAUUGGAGGACAGAUUUUGACAUCUCAUGGUGCGAGUUUGCCGGAAUCGGCAAGACCCACGGAGGCUUUAUGAAAGCUCUCGGCAUGCAAACAGAGAAAAGCUGGCCCCUCGAACCCGAAACACAAGAUCAUGAGUUUGCUUACUACAAAAUCAGACAAAUUCUGAUGGAUUUAUUGCAAGAAAACAAGAAUGCCAAAUUUAUAUUGACAGGUCACAGCUUAGGAGGGGCACUGGCGGUGCUGUUUGCAUCGGUGCUGGCAAUGCAUGACUUCGAGGAUAAAUAUGCCUGGUUGAUGGAGAGGUUGGAGGGGGUGUACACUUUUGGACAGCCGAGGGUGGGGGAUGAGAAAUUUGCGGGCUAUGUAACGAAGAAGAUGAAAAAUUAUGCUGUGAGGUAUAUGAGGUAUGUUUAUUCCAGUGACUUGGUGCCUAGGGUACCAUUUGAUGAUACAACUCUAUUGUUUAAGCACGUUGCUCCAUGCCUUUAUUUCAACAGCUUCUAUAAAGGGAAGGAGUUGGAGGAGGCACCCAACAAGAACUACUUCAAUUUGCUUUUCUUCAUACCGAUGCGGUUAAAUGCAUCGUGGGAGCUGAUUAGGAGUUUCAUGCUCCCAUUAAUAAAGGGUUCAGAAUACAAGGAAAGCUGCCUUAUGAUAAUGACUAGGGUUUUUGGUUUAAUAUUUCCUGGAUUGGUAGCUCAUGCUCCUCAAGAUUAUGUCAAUGUUACUCGAUUGGGAUCGAUCCGUCCUACAUGCCACUCUCAAAAGCUUACCUCCAGAAAAUAAAUCUAAAGUAGAUUCAAGUUAUGUCGAUCUAGCUACUAAUAAUCCAACUGGACAAACGAUACACUACUAAAAAAAAAGUUGCUUUCGCAGCAAAACUUCUCCUGGCAAACAUGGUGUUUGCUGGGAAAGGUUGACAAACCAAAUAAAUUCGUUAUGUUAUAUGCUAUAGCCUAUAUACAACGUUAUCUAUUCUAUGUAUGAUCUACGUUAUGGAAUAAAUCAUUCAAGAGUGAUUUUAUUUACCGAUGACA
Molecule: messenger RNA, 1715 nt
Organism: Malus domestica (apple)
Lineage: Eukaryota; Viridiplantae; Streptophyta; Magnoliopsida; Rosales; Rosaceae
Product: triacylglycerol lipase OBL1-like
Biological process (GO): lipid metabolic process
Molecular function (GO): triacylglycerol lipase activity
Source: RefSeq, a predicted model, not a curated record